This is a messenger RNA of Purpureocillium lilacinum, 1527 nucleotides long. The record is from RefSeq and is a predicted model, not a curated record. Lineage: Eukaryota; Fungi; Ascomycota; Sordariomycetes; Hypocreales; Ophiocordycipitaceae.
AUGCAGAAGAUGUCAUCUUUGCCGUGGGCCAGCUACCUCAGGACAAGCGGAGCCUCCUCUUUCUCGCCGACACCGAGUGCGUUGGUAGAUCAGCGUCUGGGCAGCCAAAGUCGUCAGCGGGAUCUUCCAAAAAGCGCCAGAGAUGCUCGGGCGGCCCUUCGAACGAAAGCGACAACAUCGGCAAACCGCCAGCUGGCAGGUCUGGAGGGAGCGAAAAGGGAAAAGAUGGAGGCUGUGGAGAGAAUGCUGGAGGCGGAGGGAGUGGCCGCUCAGGCGGCGGCGGCACGCCGCCUGCCAAGAAGACGAGGCAGGAUAAGAAUCGCUGCUGGAUCUGCCCAUACAGUCUCGCCUACCCCAGUAUCAACGAGAUCGCAUCCUUCAAAUACUGCAAGUCUUAGCAUGAACUCCAAAUCCUCAAGCCAACCUGCAUGUUCUGUGCUAAUCUGCCCAAGGUCUCAUCUUGUAAAGCAUCAUUCCCCAGGCGCCAGGAAUGUCGGCUCGCGUGCAACAGACCACGCUCAAUUCUACAUGGACUCUCGGCAAACAGAGGACGUUCAGGCGAAGAUCAGGUCGUACAAGAGGCGCCCUCGGAACUGGGACGACUGGCACUCAUACUGGAAGGCCCUUUUUAUUGAGGUGUGGUAUAUCAUCUUCCCAAAGGAGCAUUUUCCUGACCUCAGAGAGCCUCGCUCCCCUUGUAUGUUCAUGUCCUCGAUCCAUGUCCACCUAACCAGCGAUGAAUAUGCGGAUCUUGGACGCAUUGCGAAGGUAAUGUUCGAAGCAAUCCAUGAUACCGAAGCAGACCGUGCUGUCAGGGCCAACAUCGUUGCCUCGAAACAAGACUUUUGUCCAACCAGGGACGAGGUACUCGAUAUGAUGUCGAAAGCUUUGGAAAUCGUGCUGCACGACUCACCGAGCGCUGUUGGCGCUUCUCAGUGGCUCACUCAAUCCACCCCCGAGGCUCUCCAAGCCGCAGUUGCAGCACAAUACAACGCGCCUGAACCGCAGCCCGGAACAGCCAUGGCCGCAUCGCACGGCACAGAGCGCGAGAUUGACAUUCAAGAGUUCGUGGCGCGACCGUUGUUGGCGAUAGAGCCCUUAAUGCGGGAGUUCGCGCCCUUUACUCCGGGUGCUCUACAAGCAGUCCCGCCCACCUGGCCUGAUUGCUACUCGAUACUGUCAUCCAACGACACAUUUGCCGCAAUCAACAUGAAGUUGACUCCGACCAUUCUGCAGUUGCUCCAGGCCAGAUUCCAAGAGGGCGACCAGGAUUUCACUCUGCCGGUCAAUUUUCGCGUCACAAUCACGAAUGAGACAUUGUUUACCGCCCCAGUCAUGGCUAUCAUGGCAGAGAUCGAUCAGCUAGACACGGAAUCCACGCUAGGAAACAGUCUGCCAUCAUCGCCUCAACUAUCAUUGAUGCAAGGCAUCUCCAUGCGGAUGGUUCAAAUGAAGCCAUUGAGUCGGGAGGAACAUGAACUGUCCCAUACAAGGAACAUCCCAGGAUCAGAAACAUCCGAAAUGUAA